This is a messenger RNA of Leptosia nina, 2346 nucleotides long. The record is from the annotation of a GenBank genome assembly. Lineage: Eukaryota; Metazoa; Arthropoda; Insecta; Lepidoptera; Pieridae.
AUGAGCGCUAGUUUGCCUUCCGAUUGCGCCAAGCAAUGGGAAGUUUUACUACUUUUGUUACUAUCGGAAGAGAAGAAGAUCGAUAGGACCACGGAUACUGAGAUUGACACGAUGAACUAUUUUUACAAUAGCGAAGGUGUUAAAAAAAUCUUACUACAGUGGUUACAUCAAAUGCAUGUAUCGUAUGCGAGAAAAACCAGUGAAAGCGAUACAGCACUAAAAUGUAAUGAUGUGUCAUUCUUAUGGAGACAACGAGGUAAUGAUAAAUACCAUGCCAACCUCAUAGAAGAAAGCUACCAUUGUUACUCAAAAAGUGUCAUCUAUGCUAAGCAGAAUGGCACGGAAUAUUCUUUAGCUCUAGCAAACCGAUCAGCUGCAUUGUUAAGAUUGAAAAAGUUUAAGGAGUGUCUUUCUGAUAUUGAGUUAUCUAUAUCAAGUGGCUACAAGCGAGAGAUGUUACACAAGUUACUUUUGAGGAGAGCGGACUGCUACAUUGAGUUAAAUCAAUCAGUAAAUGCCCAAACUUGUAUAUUAGAAGCCUCCAAACAUGCUGCCUCGCUAAAGUUAUCAACAUCACAAAUGGCUGAGUUUGAGCGUCAUGUGAGACUUCUGGAGAAGAAACUGCACACUGCCCCACCAGAUGUAGAAGACUUUGAGGUUGUUCUGCCAGAGUGCCAUAAGGGCCUGAACCCAGACUUCACCUCAGCUUCGAAUGCAAUAGAACUAAGAAAUAUCGACACGGUAGGAAGACACGUUGUAACCAGAGAGGCAUUAAGACGUGGUGAUGUUCUCUUCUCGGAGAAACCGUACGCCUGGGUGACGUUGCCUUCCGAAGAACCAAUUUGCGACAUGUGCUGUGAACCAGAUAUUAAUCCAAUACCUUGCAGUGAAUGCUCCCGAAGCGUAUACUGCAGUGUGGAGUGUCGGUCUCAAGCAUACGCCAUGUUUCAUAAGUGGGAGUGCGCAGGAGCACAGAGCGAUCUCUUCUCGACUAUUGGCAUCGCCCAUUUGGCUCUAAGAGUAUUACUUAUAAGCGCCCACCACGGCUUCCCUUCAACGCUUAAGCACCUUCAGAAACCGCAAACAGCUUCAGAUCUCUUCAAAAGCUACAUUCAAGUGGACAAGCUGCAAAUAUACAAAUGUGACAGACCAGAUUUCUACAGGAUGUUCAAUUUAGUUACGAACUUUGAUAAGAUGAACAAUUCAGAUUAUAUACAGUAUGCUGUGACAGCCACUAUGCUAACAUUAUAUCUAGAAAAAUACACGACAUUCUUCGAGACUGUUUUUAAGUCUUCAUCAACGCUGUGUGACAAAGAAAUGCGGCUGUUUGCUGCCGCGCUGAUGCUGCGCGGCUUAGGGCAGCUAGUUUGCAAUGGACAUGCCACAUUGAGUCUGACCACUACGAAUGAGUAUGAUAACGGUCGAACGAUUACGGAGAGGGAGGUCCGCCGUGCAACAGCCAUAUACCCCUCAGCAGCUAUGAUGAAUCACUCUUGCGACCCCAAUAUCAUCAACACUUUCUACAGGAAUCGCCUGAUUAUACGGUGUUCGCGAGAGCUUUCGCCCGGUGCUCAAGUCUUCAAUUGUUACGGACCGCACCGUGCUCGCGAAACGACCGCACAACGGCGUGCUCAACUGCGCGCGCAAUACAUGUUCCAUUGCAUGUGCAGCGCGUGCGCAGACAGCGAGCGACGCCAGUUCGUGGUGCUAUUCAGCGCAUAUGCGUGCCAGUCGUGCAAGGGGCCCGUCACAUGGCAUGGCAAGAACGCCCAAUGCCAACAAUGCCAUGCGGACUUUCACCCGGAAAAGGCGCUCGCCAAACUGGACCGCGCUGAAGAACUUUCCCUGCAAGCGGAGCAAGCGAGCAGCCCUGAGCAGCGCUGCGAUCGGAUGCAAGCGUCAUACAAGCUCAAACAGCAGGUUUGGCAUCGGCACCAUGCGUCUCUCAGAGCGGCCGCUGAUAAGUUGGCGAGGUUCUAUGCCGAUGCUGGAGAGUUCAGCAAGAGUGUCGAACUAAUCAAACAGAAUAUUCAAAGCCUGGAGUAUCAGUUUGGAUCAUUUAGUGUUGAGGUGGCUCACGAAUUGAGGAAACUGUCGGACGUGAUGUUGGAGAGAAUAAUCAAUUCCCCAAGACAUACCGACUAUAGGGAAUGGUGUUUGGAGGCACACAAAAUAGUCCGCAAGGCUGUGCAAUUGACAGAGUUGAAUUAUGGCCCCUGGGAACCACUUGUGCGUAGGUUGGAACGACAAGCGAGACUCGUUGGUACUCUGGUGGCAGACUCGUCGGUUGGUCUCUCGGAAUCGGACUGUGUACAUCAUAAUUUGCAUUAUAACCUCAAAAUUUAA